AUGGCGGAGAAGGAGCUCGAGCGGAUGGAGAGAGCGAAGGACGGCCGCAAAAAGGAGCCUGUGUUCGACGCCGCAGCCGAGUUUGCGAAGCUCACCAACUCGCGCUCCGGCGGGGUGUACAUGCCCCCGGCGCGUCUACGGGCGAUGCAGGAGGAGGCGGGGAAGGACAAGACGAGUGCGGAGUACCAGAGGCUCUCUUGGGACGCCCUCCGCAAGUCUAUCACCGGUAUUGUCAACCGAGUCAACGUCGCGAACAUCAAGAUGGUCGUGCCGGAGCUCUUCCAAGAAAACCUCAUCCGUGGACGAGGCCUGUUUGCGCGGAGCGUCAUGAAAGCCCAGGCGGCAAGUUUGCCCUUCACUCCAGUUUUCGCUGCCCUCGUGGCCAUCAUCAACACAAAGCUUCCGCAAGUCGGAGAGUUGCUUUUCACGCGGUUGAUCAGUCAGUUUAGGCGGUCGUUCAAGCGGAACGACAAGAUCGUCUGUCACUCGACGACUACAUUCAUCGCGCACCUCGUCAACCAAAGCAUCGCCGACGAAAUCAUUGCUCUCCAAAUCCUCGUCCUCCUCCUCGAGCGCCCGACGGACGACUCCAUCGAGAUUGCGGUGGGCUUCAUGCGUGAAGUCGGCGCGUUCUUGUCGGAGAACUCGCCAAAAGCCACCGCCAGCGUCUUCGAACGCUUCCGCGCAGUUCUGAACGAAGGCACCAUCAGCCACCGUGUACAGUACAUGAUCGAAGUCCUCAUGCAGGUUCGCAAGGACAAGUUCAAGGACAACCCGAUCAUACCCGAGGGGCUGGACUUGGUCGAGGAAGACGAACAGAUCACACACCGGAUUCAGUUGGAAGAGGAGCUGCAAGUGCAGGAGGGGCUGAAUAUCUUCAAGGCUGAUCCCAACUAUCUGGAGAACGAAGAGCGAUACAAGCAGAUCAAGGCGGAGAUUCUCGGGGAGGGAUCGGACGACGACGAGUCUGGGUCUGGGUCAGAGGACGAGGAUGACGACGACGACGAUGAUGAGGAAGCGGUCGCGGAAAAGGAGGGCAUUGAGGAUCGAACACAGACGAAUCUCAUCAACCUUCGCCGAGUCAUCUACCUCACCAUCAUGAAUUCUGUCAACUACGAGGAAGCCGUACAUAAGCUCCUCAAGGUGCAAAUCAAGGAGGGUCAGGAGAUCGAGCUUGUCAAGAUGAUCAUUGAAUGUUGCUCGCAAGAGCGGUCUUACAUCCCCUUCUAUGGACUCGUCGGCGAACGUUUCUGUCGGCUCAACCGCGUAUGGUUCGACUGCUUUGAACAAGCUUUCCGCGAGUACUACGAAACUGUCCACCGGUACGAGACGAACCGUCUCCGCAACAUCGCUCGCUUCUUCGGCCACCUUCUCGCAUCCGAUGCGGUCUCGUGGAACGUGCUCGACUGCAUCCAUCUCACCGAAGAGGAUACCACAUCAAGUUCACGUAUCUUCAUCAAGAUUUUCUUCAGCGAGGUCACAGAGAGUAUGGGUCUGAAGACGGUCUCGGAACGCUUCAAGGACAAUGAAGUUCAAAUGUCGUGUCGAGGCAUGUUUCCUUUGGAUAACCCGAAGGACACUCGGUUCGCAAUCAACUACUUCACUUCCAUCGGACUUGGUGCGAUCACCGAAGACAUGCGCGAGCAUUUGAAGGUAUGUGCUCACGUUUUUGAGGAUCUUCGAUGUUACUGA
This is a messenger RNA of Epithele typhae, 1692 nucleotides long. RefSeq names its product MIF4G-domain-containing protein. The record is from RefSeq and is a predicted model, not a curated record. The coding region runs from base 1 to 1692 and encodes 563 amino acids. Lineage: Eukaryota; Fungi; Basidiomycota; Agaricomycetes; Polyporales; Epitheliaceae. Gene Ontology annotation, biological process: mRNA splicing, via spliceosome. Gene Ontology annotation, cellular component: catalytic step 2 spliceosome. The transcript is spliced from 5 exons. Gene Ontology annotation, molecular function: protein binding; RNA binding.